AUGGAUGCUGACAAAUGUCAGAAAGCUUGUCUCGGAGCAAUUUCCCUUGAUUAUCCCUCUCCCCUGGACAUUCUCGCCUCCACACAGCCUCCUCAUUACUUGACCUGCCUUCCGAAAAUGAUGAAGCUUAUCGUCGUCCUUGUUGCCUGUCUGGCUGUUGCUACUUACGCCAAACCCAUGGGCUACGGUAUGGGCAUGUACGGAGGCGUCGGUGGCCUUGGCUAUGGUAUGGGAGGCCUGUACGGAGGCAUGGGCGGCUUUGGCUUGGGAGGACUGUACGGCGGUAUGGGUCUUUUUGGAGGUUUUGGAGGAUUGUACGGAGGCAUGGGAGGAUUGCACGGAGGCAUGGGAGGACUGUACGGUGGCAUGUACGGAGGAAUGGGACUUGGCAAAGGAAUUGGUAUGGGAUAUGGUUACUACUGA
Messenger RNA from Haliotis rubra (blacklip abalone), 423 nucleotides. RefSeq names its product ctenidin-1-like. Bases 1 to 423 code for a protein of 140 amino acids. The transcript is spliced from 3 exons. NCBI's taxonomy places the organism in Eukaryota, Metazoa, Mollusca, Gastropoda, Lepetellida, Haliotidae. The record is from RefSeq and is a predicted model, not a curated record.